This is a messenger RNA of Macaca mulatta (Rhesus monkey), 5116 nucleotides long. NCBI's taxonomy places the organism in Eukaryota, Metazoa, Chordata, Mammalia, Primates, Cercopithecidae. The record is from RefSeq and is a predicted model, not a curated record.
GACCUGCUGGUGUCCCUCUUCGGGGUCACCUUUACCUUCGUGUCCUGCCUGAGGAACGGCUGGGUGUGGGACACCGUGGGCUGCGUGUGGGACGGGUUUAGCGGCAGCCUCUUCGAGAAGAGUUCCAGUCACAAAUGCAUAUAUGAUGCAUUUUGACAUUUACUGCUAAGAUGAAAUACAGAAAUGAAACCACACAUCCAUUUUAGUAUUCUCAGAUGUGAUUAGAUGUACUUGCUCAUGUUUUUAUGCUACUGACUUAUAAGGAAAAAAAUAUAUUUUAAAAGGGUAACUGUUAAAACAGCUAGGACCUGCAACUUCAUUGCUUCUGGGAUAAACUGGAACAUCAGAAGGACAGAUUUUAUUACAGCAUAAUCACACCUCAUUUCUUUCAUCAGCAACUGUCACCAGACACUUUUACUUCCUAGAAUGGCGGACAGUCUUCCCACAGAGUUUGAUGUGGUUAUAAUAGGGACAGGUUUGCCCGAAUCCAUCCUUGCAGCUGCAUGUUCAAGAAUUGGUCAGAGGGUUCUGCAUAUUGAUUCAAGAAGUUACUAUGGAGGCAACUGGGCUAGUUUCAGCUUUUCAGGAUUGCUAACCUGGUUGAAGGAGCAUCAGCAAAACAAUGACAUUGGGGAAGAAAGUACUGUUGAAUGGCAGGACCUGAUCCAUGAAACAGAAGAAGCCAUCUCUCUUCGCAAGAAGGAUGAAACUAUCCAACACACAGAAGCUUUUUGUUAUGCCAGUCAGGAUAUGGAGGACAAUGUUGAAGAGGUUGGUGCUCUGCAGAAAAAUCCUUCUUCAGGGGUGUCUAGUACCUUCACUGAAGUUCUGGAUUCCGCAGGCUUGCCUGAAGACAGCCAGUCAUCAAAUUUUAAUAGCGAUGAAAUGUCUGCCAAACACACUCAGAAAAGUGAUAGAGAGAUUUCACUAGAAGUAACUGAUGUAGAGGAAUCAGUGGAGAAGGAAAAGUAUUGUGGAGAUAAAACUUGUAUGCACACAGUUUCAGAUAAAGAUGGAAAUAAAGAUGAAAGCAAAUCUACAGUAGAAGAUAAUGCCAAUCAACCAAUUAGAAAUAGGAUUACUUACCUUCAAAUAGUUAAAGAAGGGAGGAGGUUUAAUAUUGAUUUGGUAUCAAAACUGCUAUAUUCUCAAGGAUUGCUAAUUGAUCUUUUAAUCAAAUCAGAUGUUAGUCGUUAUGUAGAAUUCAAAAAUGUCACUAGGAUUCUUGCAUUUCGGGAAGGAAAGGUAGAACAAGUGCCUUGUUCCAGAGCAGAUGUCUUUAAUAGCAAGGAACUCACCAUGGUUGAAAAGAGGAUGCUAAUGAAAUUUCUCACAUUUUGUUUAGAGUAUGAACAACAUCCUGAUGAAUACCAAGCUUUCAGGCAGUGUUCAUUUUCAGAAUACUUAAAAACUAAAAAACUAACUCCCAACCUUCAACAUUUUGUACUGCACUCAAUUGCAAUGACAUCAGAAUCAUCUUGCACUACAAUAGAUGGCCUUAACGCAAUUAAAAACUUCCUUCAGUGUCUCGGACGGUUUGGCAACACUCCCUUUUUAUUUCCCUUGUAUGGCCAAGGAGAAAUUCCCCAAUGUUUCUGUAGGAUGUGCGCAGUUUUUGGUGGAAUCUAUUGUCUUCGUCAUAAAGUACAAUGCUUUGUAGUCGACAAAGAAUCUGGACGAUGUAAAGCAAUUAUAGAUCACUUUGGUCAAAGAAUAAAUGCUAAAUAUUUUAUUGUGGAAGACAGUUACCUUUCUGAGGAAACAUGCUCAAAUGUGCAGUAUAAGCAGAUCUCUAGGGCAGUACUCAUUACAGAUCAGUCUAUACUAAAGACAGAUUCAGAUCAGCAGACUUCCAUUCUGAUAGUUCCUCCAGCAGAGCCAGGAGCUUGUGCUGUACGGGUCACUGAAUUAUGUUCUUCAACCAUGACAUGCAUGAAGGACACCUAUCUGGUACAUUUGACAUGUUCAUCUUCUAAAACAGCAAGAGAAGACUUAGAAUCAGUGGUGAAGAAAUUAUUCACUCCAUAUACUGAAACAGAAAUAAACAAGGAAGAACUUACAAAGCCAAGACUCUUGUGGGCUCUUUAUUUUAAUAUGAGAGAUUCCUCGGGAAUCAGCAGAAGCUCAUAUAAUGGCUUGCCUUCCAAUGUUUAUGUCUGCUCUGGGCCUGACUGUGGCCUGGGAAAUGAGCAUGCCGUCAAGCAAGCUGAAACACUUUUCCAGGAGAUCUUUCCAACUGAAGAAUUCUGCCCUCCACCUCCAAAUCCAGAAGACAUUAUCUUUGAUGGCGAUGAUAAGCAGCCAGAGUCUUCUGGAACCAAUAAUGUAAUAGUGGCCACACUAGAGUCCUCUGAGGAAGGCAAAAACCAAGAAAGCCCAGAGAAGCACCUUCAAAAUUAGAAAAGAGCAAUCUGGAAAUGCUGUUUUGGACCUCCUUCAUGGCAUCAGAAUAUUCUCAUUUAAAGGACAGUUUCCCAUAUGAGUAAUUAGAAGUGGUUAUAUAUGUUGAAUGCUAUGCAGAUGUUGUCUUUAACUCUCAGACAUUCAGCAUUGAAUAUCUUUGUUAACCUAUCAAUGAGUGAUUUAUUGAUUAUUGAACAUUUUGUUUAGAAUGGGCUACAUGACCCAUAAUCUUAAAACAGAGUUAGCUGUAUUUUAGUAUUGGGUAUGUAUGUAAGGGUUCCAUAUUAACAACUCAGCUUAAAGGUAAUGUUGUAUUUGCUAAUGAUCUUCAGAUUUUAUCUUUGUCUACAGAACAAUUAGUAAUACCCAAGUAAUAUUUUAAUUACUUUCACAGCUAUUAUAGUUGCUGCGGCCUGUUCGAAUAGUGAAACACACACAAAUGGUAAAUUAUGUGGAUCUUUUGCAUAUAAUAUAAAUGUAUAGACAUGGUGGUAGGAAUAGCAACUAAUACAAAUGCCAAUAUGAUAAUAAAAUACGUUUGUCUAUAAUCGUUAAAAGAUUAGCUUUGCAUGAUGCUUUAUUCAUUGUGAAGGUCUGAAGUUUAUAAUACCCACUUCACUCUUGUAACUGAUGAGGCAAUGACGCCACCACAGUGUUCUAAUUUACAAAAAGAAUUGGAGUUCAAUUAGUAGUUGAAAAACUCAUUUUGGGGAGGUUGAUUGCAAAGAAAAUUUGAAGGAUAAGAUUUAUUCUCAUUUAAUACUUCAGAAAAUUUCUGCAGAGCCCUGCUUUGGCACUUAAAGAGCUUCCAACAAGUAACUUAGACCAAAAGGAAAAAUGAAGUGCCCCAGGAGAAGAUACUUCAUAAGGGCUGUUCUGAAAUUCCUAAGGAGAAACAGAGUGAAGCCUUUUUAACCUGGGAUUACAGAUAGUUAUAAAACCCUCUAUAAAUAGAUUACCCAAGGUUUUUCAGUGAGAAUGAAACCUACCACCUUGUUGGCUCUACCACUUUAAUUAAUAUUACUAACAUAACUGAUAGGAAUGAAUCAAAGGAAGAUUUACCAUGCCCUUUUGGUUGUGUCCCACUUCACAAAUUGUGAAGCAACAACCUUCUGUAAUCUCUCUUGCCUCUUAGCUGUUAUCUAGAGUAUAGAAACUUUUUUUCUCCCAGAACCACCCAACAUCAUAAAACUGGUAGUACUCUAAUGGUAAAAACCUGUGGAGCUGUCAGAAAACAUGAACUUGCUUUUCGUCUAGUCCAGUUUCCAUUCCUCAGGCAGAGAAUGAUGAUCUUGUGACAGUUUUUGCUCUGAAACAGCAUUUAUCAUGUGCUUGGUACUUAGUAUUACGCUUUCUCAUGACAGUUUCUCAGCAAUCCUGUGAGGCAGAUUUGCAUAUACCUUCUGUAUUAGUCUGUUCUCAUGCUGCUGAUGAAGACAUACCUGAGAUGGUAAUUUAUAAAGAAAAAGGUUUAAUGGACUCACAGUUCCAUGUGGCUGGGGAGACCUCACAAUCAUGGUGGAAGGUGAAAGGCAUGUCUUAUAUGGCAGUGGACAAGAGAGAAUGAGAACUAAAUGAAAAGGGAAACCCCUUUUAAAACCAUCAGAUACCGUGAGACUUAUUUACUACCAUGAGAACAGUAUGGGGGAAACAACCCCAUGAUUCAGUUAUCUCCCACAAGGUUCCUCCCACAAUACGUGGGAAUUAUAGGAGCUGCAAUUCAAGAUGAGAUUUGAGUGAGGACACAGCCAAACCAUAUCACCUUCAAAGAAGAAAUAGAGAAUUAUUAGUAAUUUGCUCAGAAUCUGGUAUGUGGAAGAGCCAACAUGGGGACCCAGUCUUUUGUGAUUCUAAAACCUUUGAUCUUUCUACUAACAUUCACUGUUAGAAGAGUGUAGGCACUACAGGAGAAAGAAAAAGUGCCCACGAAAAUUAGUCGAGCAUUCCCGGGGUGGAAAAGCACACACUGGUCCUGCAGCUUAUUGAAUCGGAGAAAUGUGAAGAUUAAGAUGAACUAAACAAAUGUAUUUUAGAGCAUGGAUCUCAUUGAAGCAGAAUUUGGCUAAGGUUUAAGAAAAUGUUCUUCAGUAACACAUCUCUUGAUCUGAAGAUCGUGUUAUAAAAAAUAUUACCAGGCCAAAAUUUGUUCGGAAUACACUCAUUUUUUGCUCCUCUAUAUGUGAAGAAAAUGAGACCAGACAGAUUUAAGUAAUUGACAACUUACUUAAAGUAGCAAAGUCAUGGAUUGUAUUGACUUUUAAAAUAUAGUAAAGUCAUAUUUAAAUUUUAUCCUAAAGUUUAAAUCUAUCAAAACAACUGAAAUACUUGAAAUAGACCUAUAAAAUAGUAAUUAAAAUGAGAAAUACAUAAGAUGAUAAAUAAAAUGACGGUGAAGGUAUUCCAGAUCUACCGAAAAGAUUUUCAGUAUCACAAAUUAUUCAUAAGAAAUCAAGGAAAGGAACAAUGAGAAGUUGCGAAAGAUGGUAUAGCUGAAUAUAAUAGAAAUAGGAAAAAUUAGUCCAAAAUAAAGGUUGAUUUAAAAAUGAAGAAAAUGAAUAUACUUCUUACUGAAUACAAAAUAAAUGGGAAAUGAGAAGUUAUACCAAUAAAAACAUUUAAAAAUUUAGGGGAUAUCACAACUCAGUAUAAUUUUCUGACAGGUUGGAUUUUGACCCUAAUGGACUUGCUGGUGAACUUUUUUUUUUUUUUUUUU